Molecule: messenger RNA, 4390 nt
Organism: Myxocyprinus asiaticus (Chinese sucker)
Lineage: Eukaryota; Metazoa; Chordata; Actinopteri; Cypriniformes; Catostomidae
Product: heme-binding protein 1-like
Exons: 7
Coding region: 232-978 (248 amino acids)
Source: RefSeq, a predicted model, not a curated record
UCAAAUCCCAAUCGAAUCUGCUUCUGUUGUGUCUGCGAGUUUCGACCAAUGCAGAGGAUCUUCCUCACUGUCAAUGGAGGGAGUAAGCAGGUAGCUGUUCACCUUCAAGUUGCAGAGAUGCUGGCAUGGCUGAGACAGUCUUGAAGAAGCUUCCCAAAGACUUCUUUGCUUUUUUUUGCUGAUGAAGAGAUUCCUGAUUGACGGCUGCUGGUCACGGUGACAUCUGGCACAAUGGCUCUCAUCUCUAUUGAGGAUCUUGACGGCUUGAGCGAUGAGCAGGUGGAUGAUGACAUCACUGACAGCUCUGAGCCAAUGGAUGACGAGCAGCAGGACAGGAUGUAUGCCCAUUGGCAGGCGGUCGGAAGGACACAUCAUGUGUCUGUUCCAAGAGAGAUGAGAGGACCAAUUCAAGAGAUGACGAGAAGGAACACCGAACGAGAGCAAGUGCCCUCCGUCACCGUCUCCAUACAUGAGAAGCUCGGUGAGGUGUUGUACGAGGAGCGAAUGUAUCCUCCAGGAAAAUGGGCAUGUGUCAGUAAAGGCGAGGUGCUGUAUGAGCAGAGCAUCUCCAAUAGCUUCAUGAAACUCAUGCGCUUCAUCUGCAAAGAGAAUUCAACAGGACGGUACUUGGGCAUGUCUGUGCCCGUUGUGAAUGAGAUUAAGAUCUCGGAGGAUGGCAGUAAAUUUAUGAAGGAUGUGGUGACAGCGUAUUAUCUGCCUGCUGAGUUCCAAGCCAAUCCACCAGAACCCACCGAUCCAGAUAUCACUAUCAUCCACCGGGACACCAUCAGAGUCAUUGCCAGGGUUUUUUAUGGAACCACAACAGAGGAGACCAUCUCUCACCAGAUCAGCAUCCUUUGGGAGCUUCUUGGGAACUCUGAGGAUGUUCACCACGACCGCUACAUGGUGGCCGUUUAUGAGAAUCCUGGCGUGCCCCAACGGCGAAAUGAGAUCUGGUUCAUUCGUCGCGGCCCAUAAGAACGUUUCAGAACAUGCCUGUUUAUGAGUUGCUGAAUGCCUCCAAAUGAAGGGGAGGGGCCAGUUACAAUCAAACCCCGCUUUAUCCUUUUUAUCGUUGUGUGUUCUGUUAUGCAAAGCUUUUGUUUUGAUCAAUGAAUAGAGAAACUUCAUUUCGAAAUAGACUAUAUAUACAGAUUAUACCAUUUAAAUACACACUGUAUAUAGCCUGCUGUUGAUUUCAAGGUGAACACAUGGAUUGACAGGUUUUCAUAAGAAAUAUUAGUGGAGUAACUUCAGUCUGGAAUUGUUUUUAGCAAGGAUAGUAAAAAAGAAAUAUUUGCGCUUGUGGGGGUGAUGCUUCCUAUGUUUUAUUCUUGAUUUAAAUGGGUUCUACACUACUUGAAUUGACUGUUAUUUUCUUUCUUUUUUUAGAUAAUACCAUUUCUAGGUUUUCCAUUUUCUUCUAAUAUGGCAUUGUCCAAUUACUCCAUGUAAUAUUUGCACGACUGAACUGUAAAAAUCCCUCAAUGUCUGUUAUAGCAUGAUAUUUGCAGUAUAUGUUGAUGAAAAUGGCUCGAAUUUAAGUCUGAAAACAGGAAUUCAUGCUAUUUCAACAAAAUCACAUUUUCUUUAUCAGAUUUUUUUUUUUUUAUGUUAAAAUAUCUAAACGAAUUUAAAACAAGAAACAUUUGCUCGAGAAACAAAAUUGUUUUGUUUUCAGAGAUGAUCUGUUUGAAUUACCUCAAUUUUUCUUUUGCAAUUGGAAAAUAGUUUUUAUUUAUGGGGGAAAUGCACGCAAGGCUCUCACUCUCCAGUAAUAUAAAAUAGUUGGGCCAUAAAAUAAUUGUUUAUGGCCCAAUUAUUUUAUUAGGCCAUAAACAUGAAAAAGCCAAUGUGUAUUGACAGACUAACUGCUUCUGUCAAGCUAUUUAGAUUUACACCUAAAACAAGAAAAAUCUAUUUGCAAAUGGGGUAAAUUAACUUGAUUCUAGACAUUCUCUGAAAACAAGGAUUUAAUAUCUUUUGCAGUUUUGUUUUGUGUAAAUUUAUUUUACACAUUGUUUAAAAAGUCAGAAAUACCGAUUAUUUUUUUGCAUUGUUUGUUUUACAGUUGGGUAACAUGGAAAAAUGUCUCCAUAUUUGAUAUACAUUUUAAAGUUUGUCAUUUAAAUUGUGAUUUGGAAGACUUGUGAGAUAUAUUUUUUGCUGCAUUUAACAGGCCACCAAACCAUUUGUAACUCAUACUGUAUAGAUUUUUGUAGUUUCUCUUAAGUCAGAAACAAAUAUGUUUUUAUCAUAUGGACCAGUUAAAUUAUUAUUUGUUAGAUUUUGGUAGCGUAUUAAAGUUUAAAGCAGUGAGGACAAUAGUUACACAGCAUGGUUUCUUACGGGUAUGCUGUUGAUGUUGUUGCAUUUACAAAUUUAACUGUAUUUAGACAUUUUCAAAUGAUUGGGACCACUUGAUUAUAUCUGAUAUUAUCUGAGAGAUGAAAAAGCCCUUGGUCCUGGCUUCAGUUGAUCGGGAUAAACUUCUCUUUGCAUCGAUAUUGUAUCUGAUUGAAUUACUACAGUAUUGGUCUAUUGGACGCAACUGCAUUAACUUUUAUCAAUGUUUUUUGUUGUUGUGUUUUAUCCAAUAUUGUCUGAAAAGAUUUUGAAACAUCUGAGGUAAGUAUUUUUUUUUAAACAGCAUAACUAUUGAAAGUACUGAUUUAACAUACUUUUACAUGUUUCCUUUGUGUUUUGUCAAAUUAGAAGCUUGGAUUGUAAUUUUGUGGAUUCAUUUGCACAAGUACAUUUAUCAUUUUAAACAUACUCCCGCUUUCUAAAAUAACAGUACUGCUGUUAAUAAAAAAAAUUAUAAACUUUAUUUUUAGAGCACUCUGCAUUGUAGUAGAUUAGCUUGCUUUACAGAAAUAAAAAUAAAGGUUAAAGCUGAAGUAUGUAAUUUGCAAAAUAUUGCAGAAUGUAUUGCAAAAAAUUUUUUCAAACAGGUUUCCUGAAUACUCCCUUACUUGCAGUUGUCUCUGCAUAUUAUGCUGGGAUAGGGGAAAAUGUCUCAAAAAUUUUUUUUCAUUAUUUCAUAAUGUACCAACUUUGGGGGUUCACUGUAUAAUUACAGCAUGCAAGCUAAGACAGAAUCUCUUAUGGAAGCAAAAUUGACAUUGUAACAAAAUGAACCAAAAUCAUAUCAGAAUUGAAUCAAAUCCAAAUGCAUUUUUUUCUGCCAGCCAAAAUACUGCCAAAAGAAGCUAAAGCAUCAAGCAACUCACUCUGCACUUCACUUACAGUAUACUCUGUUUUUGAACUAAUGGUGAACUUCUGAAUUUAAGCAGUGCUGGGUAUUGAUUACAAAUUACAUUACUAAAAUUGCAAUCAGUAUUGUAAUCUCUUGGAUUACAUUUUAGGUUAUAUAAUCUGAUUAUUUUUGGAUUACCUUAACAAGCUCUGACCUUUAUUUGAUACCACAUACAUUUGAGUUGGAUAAUCUAUACCAUUUGGACAUAAUGCUGCUUAAAUGCAUUUAAGAACACUUAAUGAAUCAAAAUAUAAUUGAUAUGCUUUUUGUGUUCUACUCGCUAUUUGUCUGUCACUGAUUGAAAUAAUAAGAGGCACUUAAGGGGUCAUGAAACACAAAAAGCCAUUUUAAUUGAUAUAUAGAGGGUUUUCUUUAUGUUUGAUUUUUUUUUUUUUUUUUCGGACUUUAAGAAUCAAUAAUUAGUGAUGGUCAUUGGAUAUAAUGUAGACAUAGUAUUUCAUCAUCAGAGUUUAGCAGCUUGCAUUAUUAUUCAUCCUGAGAAGGCAUGGUCUAAUGUAUAUCAAUUGUAGGCUGAUCAAGAGUGAAAAAUUUAAUAGGAGAAUUAUGGGGAAUUUACUGCUGUUUCCUGAUAAAUAUGUAAUCAUGUAAUCCAUAAAAAAGUAAUCUGAUCUAAUAAGUAUUUGAUUUUUGUAAUCUGAUAAGUAAUCUAUGUAAAUUACAUAAUUAGAUUAAUCUGAUUUUAAGUGAACAAAUAAUUUUCAUUCACUUUCAUCAUUUAGGUGGUGAACACAUGUUUUUAACAAAUAAUUUGAGUCAAUGAUUGAAUGACUCAUUACGUAAAAGACGCUCAUUGAUCACCACUUACUGGCAUAAAUUAAAGAUGCAAUCUUCUGAAAUGGUCACUGAACAAAUCAGUGAUUGAAAUCAAAAUGUACAAUGAAUCAAAAUCCCCACCACUAUUUGAAAGACAUGGAGAAGCGGAGUGAUACAAAUAGUGAGGUGUCCCAGUGCUCUUCCAACCAGAUUCUAGGACCAGAACUAACUAUUGUAUAGUACGUAGAUCAUCAAUAAAGAGAUUAAAGAUUUUACAUUAAUUUACACACUUUAGUUUUUUUCUCCCUUUGUUUUCAUUUUUAUCAAUGUAUUAAAAUAAUGCUGUAUUACUGUUUU